UUACAGGCAAAGAGAAUCAAAGUUUUUACAUUUAUUUAGAUUAUGAAUCGAAAAUCGCAAAGUUUUCUUAACACUCAUGCGUUUUAUUGCACCUUGAUUUUAGUUGUUUUAUUUAUUUUCUUUACAGCAUUAGAAAUAUCAGCGCAGCAAAGCAGUAACGCUGGGCGAUGCGACCAUCGUGCAGUCGAAUCAAUCAAAACAGAAUGCCAAAGCUGCCGUCGCAACAGGCGGCAAAAAUGUCCCACCGGCUUUACCAAACGCACGAGAGGACAAGGCAUAAGACGCUGUAGGUAUCGUUUAAAAGGAAGACGCCGCGGCAGGCCAGUUAAAGGUUGCUACCAUCAGUGCAUGAAAACAACGACCAUACGAGAAUGCUGUACAAACUACUGGGGCCCCGAUUGUGAAAAAUGCCCUGUGGACCGAGUCAACCACGUUUGUGGAAAUAGAGGAACUUGUUCUGAGGGAAUUAAUGGCAAUGGAACAUGCAGUUGCAGAGGACAAGUUGGAGGCUCUGCUUGUGAACUGUGUAAUGCACCUAACCAAUAUGGAGCCAGUUGUGAACAUGAAUGUGCAUGUGUGCACGGAAAAUGUGACAGUGGGGUUGACAGGUCAGGAAUCUGCUCUUGUGAAAGUGGAUUUGGUGGAGCAAGGUGUAGCAUUGUUCUGGCAGAAUGUGCAAGUUUAAAUUGCCAUGUCAACUCAAGAUGUUUAAACUCAACUGGUAGUUUGGCUUGCUACUGUAACUCUGGAUAUCAAGGCAAUGGAACUGUGUGUGAGGAAAUUAAUCCAUGUCAAGAUACUGGCUCUAACUUGUGUCAUGCCAAUGCUUCAUGUAUUCAUAGUGGACCAGCCUCAUAUACUUGUCAAUGCAAGACCGGCUUCACUGGUGAUGGUCAGGUUUGUGGAGCAAUUGACCCAUGUCAAACCAAUGCAGGAAACUGUCCGAUUAAAUCAACAGUCUGUGUUUAUACAGGUCCUGGUCAGUCAACAUGCAACUGUAAAGAUGGGUAUGUAAACAAAACAGAGAGUGGAUGUUCACUGAUGAACAUCUGUGGUCAAAAUUCCACUACGACCUGCGACCCUCGUGCCAACUGCACAACUGUGGAUGAGGAUGGUGUCAUAGAUAUAAGAUGCAAGUGCCCAAUCCAAAUGUAUGGCCGAGACAAAAUGUGUUACACUGACGUUAUGUCUGAGAUGCUGAACGCAAAUGAAACUGGACCCUUUAAAAACCAACUCAACUUUGCUAUAAACAUGUUCACUGCAACGUACAAUCGUGAAAUAUCUGUUGGGGAGAUGCCAGUCACAGUUUUUGCCCCAACUGAUGCGGCAUUUGGCUCAGGCAUGGGUGUUCCGAAUUCUUCACUUAUAUGGAAAGCAGGGGCAAGAACUCACAUCGUGCCUGGAACUGUUGUGGUUGACUUUACAUUGCAAAGUGCCAACACCAUGUACCCUGUGCUUGGUUAUAAUGCAUCAAUCAGGGCACUUAGACCAACAGGGGUUGACCCAUCGGCAGAUGAUGAUGAUGCUGGAAAUUACGCAAUUCUCAGCUUUGCGAACAUGCUAACCAAUGGAAACAUACUAGUGUCUCCUCGUUGGGCCUCCAAUGGAGUCUUCUACAUCACUGAUACAUAUUUCAGCUUAGAAGAUGCUGUUUCAUUCCCAAUGAACUUUGACAACCCGCCUGCUUCAGUGUGGGAUGCAGUUUCAUCCAAUCCAGUUACCUCAACGUUCUAUUCACUGCUCAAGAAAAGUCGGGCAACAAAAGAAUUCUUAAGGACAGGAGAUCAAGCUACAGUGUUUGUUCCUACUGAUGAAGCUUUUGAUUCAAUGCAACCUGAUGCGUUGAAGCUGCUGAACAGUCCAGCUGGUUCCAGCAAAUUGGACUUGAUUCUUCUUUACCAUUGUGUGGACCCAGUGAUUAAACCAAUAUCUCUUGUAGCCACUGAGCUACUGCACACACCAUCUGGAAAUCUGGCCGUCAAUGUUUCUCAAUCAAAUGGCAUUGUGUAUAUUGGGUUACAAAAAGCAAAGGUUGUUCUCUCGGGCAUUCCAAUCAAUGGCGGAAGUAAUAUUUACCUCAUUGAUAAAGUGUUGAUACCUUCUGAUGUCCAACCAUUGGUGGGAAAUCUAUGCACAAGAGUUGAUGAAGUGGAAGUAAAAGGGAUUUGUGGGGAUUGUGAUAAUAUGAACACGUUGUGCCCGCCAGAUUCUAUACUAGUUCGGAGCAACAAUGCUAAGCAACGGUGUAUGUACAACGCAAUUAACGAGGCUGGUUCAGUUGGCCAAAGAUUGGGAUGUGUACCACAGUGCAGAACUAACCGGACCACAAGUGUAUGCUGUGAUGGUUUCUAUGGACCAACUUGUAACAGUUGUCCAGGCCCCCACAACAAUCCAUGUAAUAACAAAGGUAUUUGUGAGGAGGGAAUGAGUGGAACCGGUCAAUGUAUUUGUAACAGAGGUCACACAGGAACGGACUGCUCCACCUGUUCAAACUCUUAUAAUUAUGGACCUGAUUGCUAUUUAAAUUGCACUUGUUUGUAUGGAACAUGCAACAACAGGGUUGACAGCAGAGGCAUAUGUGUGCAUGGUUCGUGCCAUGAUAACUGGGCUGGCGAAAAUUGUGACCAGCCGAUCUCACAAUGUAGAGACCAAAACUUUGUCUGUCAUCAGCAUGCUAAGUGUGUGGAGAUUUCUGGGGUGGAAAGUUGUGCAUGUGAUCCCGGGUAUACUGGGGAUGGAAGGGACUGUGUUGAAUUCAACCCCUGUACCGAUACCUAUGAUGGUGGUGGAUGCGAUAUUAAUGCAGAUUGUUUAUAUCUUGGCCGAGGAAAUACUUCAUGCCAAUGCAAGCCAUUCUAUAGAGGAAAUGGUAGAACAUGCCAUGCGGUCAACUUGUGCACCGAUGGCACCGCUGGCUGCAGUGUGCACGCAGUCUGUAUCUUCACUGGACCAGGCACCAGUGACUGUCAGUGCAAUGCUGGUUACCGUGGCAACGGUUUAUUGUGUCAAGAGAUCAACAACUGCAUUGAAAAUAAUGGUGGUUGCCAUGCACAAGCCACUUGUACAUCCACUGGUCCUGGUACAAAUGACUGUGCUUGCAAUAAUGGAUAUUCUGGUAAUGGUUACCAAUGUGUUGGUUCAUUACUUUUCGAAAUUUCCCAACACCCAGAGUUAAAUGUGAUCUCUAUCUGGACUCGAAAUAACAAAGCUGUGCGCGAUUUUUUUAAUUCGAUCCGGUAUAACACCAUCACAGCAUUUCUACCACGAGACGAUGUAUGGACAGAAUUGUCAUUAGAGGAUUUUAGAUAUUGGAACCAACCAAGUCACUUGCUUUAUUUGUUGCAACAUCACCUUGUUAAAGGCACAGUCACAACUCAUGAUUUACGAACAGAAACAAGCCUUAAAACAUUCUUACCAACUUCUUCUAUCUAUGUUACUAAUGUAACUUAUACAAGAAAUAUCAAGAACCAAGGGACAAAUCAAACUUACAUAGAGCGAAUACCAGCUCUUGGAAGAAAUGCAGCGAAAAUUGUGACCGCUGAUUUAAAAACAUUCAAUGGAUUACUUCAUAUUAUUGAUGCAGCUCUACUGCCACCAAGGGACGUAGUCAUGGACUAUCCACUGAUACAGGAUAUCACACAAAAUUCCACUGGUACACCACUUGCGCCUUACAGUUUAUUUCUAUCAAUGCUACAAAGUGUUGGAGUUAUUUCGGACAUCGUUUCAUCUGGGCAACUCUACACAAUAUUUGCUGUGUCUAACGAUAUAUUCGACCCUUCCCUCAUUCCUGACAAUAUGAAAAACGUGACAUUACGUUACCAUGUUGUGUUGGGUAAAAUGGUCCGAACACAUGAAGUGAUCAGUGGUCAACACCUAACCACUUUGGCUGGAAGUGGAUAUCAGGUUACCCUGGUAAAACAACAUGGGGAAGUUCUCGCAAACAGGCAGGAGAUAUUAUCACCUGAUAUUAGAACAUCCAAAGGCAUAUUGCAGGGUUUGCGGUUUAACCCUCUAACACCUGUAAACAACAUGUGUAACAAGGAGUCUUACACUAUCAUUAAAACUCGGUGCACAGAAUGUGUUUCACUUCGUUGCCCUGGUGGUUCAAAGCCAACUGCUCGCCACACUUGGAUUUGCCGCAACACAGACCCAAGCACUGUAUUUCAUGGCGCGAUGUGCCGUCUUGUCUGCUUAACCAAGCUCAUUACCCGGUCCUGUUGUGCCGGCUUCUUUGGCCCGGAGUGUGAGCCAUGUCCUGGGGGCAUCAACAAUGUUUGCUUUGGUCGUGGAAGCUGCUCUGAUGGAAUGAAAGGGAAUGGUACAUGUGCCUGCAAUCGCACAAACUAUGCCGGUCCUGCAUGUGACGAAUGCGCACCUGGCUACUUUGGUUUAGACUGCACAUCUCAGUGCCAGUGUGUCAAUGGAAAUUGUACUGAUGGGAAAAGAGGCAAAGGAACUUGUAUCUGCAACACUGGUGAGUUUAAAUGAGUACAGAUUACUCUACAAUACUAUUG
Molecule: messenger RNA, 4514 nt
Organism: Ciona intestinalis (vase tunicate)
Lineage: Eukaryota; Metazoa; Chordata; Ascidiacea; Phlebobranchia; Cionidae
Source: RefSeq, a predicted model, not a curated record